Linderina pennispora is the source of this 765-nucleotide messenger RNA. RefSeq lists its product as uncharacterized. The transcript is spliced from 2 exons. Gene Ontology annotation, molecular function: glutathione transferase activity. The record is from RefSeq and is a predicted model, not a curated record. Bases 1 to 765 code for a protein of 254 amino acids. Gene Ontology annotation, biological process: glutathione metabolic process. NCBI's taxonomy places the organism in Eukaryota, Fungi, Kickxellomycota, Kickxellomycetes, Kickxellales, Kickxellaceae.
AUGUCUACUCAAGAUUCGCUGUCCUACACCCUCCGCUACUUUGACGUACAAGGCCUUUGCGAGACCACUCGGCUGAUACUUGAUCUGAAGGGGAUCGAAUGGACCGAGGAGAAUCCAGAGUGGCCGGCGGCAAAGGCUGACCAGCCAGUUGGCCGUAUGCCUGUCCUGCUCGAGAAGAACAGCGAUGGCGAGGUUGUGUUUGAGCUCACUGAGUCGAUGGUCAUCGAGAGGUACCUUGCACACAAGUACGGACUCCUUCCAACUGAGCUCCAGGCAUCGGCGCGCCAAGAGCAGUUGCGCGAUCAGUUCAAAGAUAUCUGGACCACGUCCAUCGUUUACCAUCUUGCUGAUGAUGAGGAUCGCAAAGCCAAGCUGAAGGAGAAGUACGACGAAUUGGCAACCUAUAUGGUGAAGUUCCACUCGAAGGCGCUGCAAGAGAACGGAAACAACGGCCACUAUGUCGGCGACUCGAUCUCGUACAUCGACAUUGCUCUGUAUGCAUUCCUCAAGUUCAUCAGGACCCAGUCGAAGGCCAAGAACGACGACCUCUCCAGCUACUACGAGCCAGACAAGGUGCCCGAGUUUGCCAAGGUUGUUGCUGCCGUUGAGGCUGAGCCUGCGCUCGAGCGGUACUUUGCCCAGGAGACCAAGAAUGUGACUAUUAUGGGACACGCAGUGGCAACCAGCCUGCUGACCAUCACUGUUGUCCUGCCAGAUGUCCGCCAUGCGUGGCCUUCGUGGGAAAGCGCGCCAACCACACCCUAA